AUUUAAUACCAGUUUUAGAACGAAAGAUUUCAAUGCGAAAGCCAAGAGAGGAGCUGGUAAAAAGAGGGGUUCUAUUGGAAGACCCUGAGCAGGAUGGUGAAGAGCCAGACAAGGUGAAUCCGUCUGCACUGAAGAAUGGCCACACGGUGCCCAUUGGUGGUCCUGGGGUCGGUAACCUGCACAGCCAGGAAGAGGAGGCCACGAGGUCCUCCAGCCUUAGGAAGUCUGUUCUGGUCGAGGAACCGAAGAAAAGACACGGUUCAUCCAGCAGCCACCCUGGUUCCGAAUCAGAGCCGCCUCAGGAGCCACAGCCCCGCCAGCCUCUGCUUCCUCCCAAAAGACCUCCCUCCACUUCCCAGGAGGCAAAUGAGCCGCAGGGAAAGGAUCCCCAACCCGCCGGCAGCACUGCAAAAACUGACCCCUCCUCCGCAGCCCCCGCUGUGGCAAAGACAGUCGUUUCCACAGCUGCCCCCUCCCCAGCCCCCAGGACUCUGCCCCCUGUUCUCACCAGUGCCAACACUACUGCUCCUACGAGUACAACCAGCACAGCCCCUGCCAAACAGCCUCCUGUCCCCCCACCCAAACCCACCAACAGGAACAGCUCCGUGAUAGCGGAACUUUCUCAAGCAAUAAACAGUGGCACAGGCUUGUCCAAGCCUUCCCCUCCUCUCCCACCGAAGAGAGGCCUCCUGCCUACCAACCCACCGGAGGCAGCCCUCCCCUCCAAGCCCCCAGGUGACUGGACAGCGAGCCGUCCCGCACUGCUCCCACUGCACAUGGCACCCACCUACCCACCGCCCUCACCAUCCCCACCGCUGCCCACACACAUCCCUCCGGAGCCUCCACGCAUGCCCCUGCCCAACUCCACCCCUGUCUUGGAUGCCCCGCGCUCCCUGGACCUGCCCAAGGAGACCCCCCCUCCUCCCAAAGACUUCAGGUCCCUGGAGGUGUCGAAGCGGACGGCAGAGCAAGGCUUUGGUGAACCUCCCGGGCUGCCCCGUCUGCCCCAAAUCCCUCUGCACAUCCGGAUCCAGCAGGCCUUGGCCAGUCCCCUGCCCGUCACCCCCCCCGCCGAGGGCUCGCACAGAGCUCACUCUCUGCUCUUUGAGAACGAUGGCCUUGGGGAGGACAACGGCACGAUGGGCAGGACGAGGUCCCUGCCGGUCACCAUCGAGAUGCUGAAAGUUCCAGACGAUGAGGAAGAGGAAGAGGAGGAUCAGGAAGAGGAGCAGAAUUCAGGCCCACGUGUGUAUAUCGGGGACGUGCCGUCCAUCACCGUCAUCCCAAUGCUGGUGCCCCAGGUCCUGCCGGAGGAGCAGGAGGGAGAGGAAGGGAUGAGUGACUCUGACUCGGAGGGGCCCAUCCUGUACAAAGAUGAGGAGGAGGAUGAGGAAGAAGAUGAAAGCCAUAACAGCACGCUGGCUAACAAAGUGAAGAGGAAAGACACGCUGGCUAUAAAGCUGGGGAACACCACCACAGUGCAGGAAGAAAAGAUUGUCUUCCCUCGGAAAAGCAAAGAGGAGUGGAAUGAAAUUCGGCAGCAGAUCGGGACGACGCUGAUCAGGCGACUGAGUCAGAGGCCCACAGCAGAAGAACUGGAGCAGAGGAACAUACUUCAGCCGAAAAAUGAAGCUGACCGUCAGGCUGAGAAGCGAGAGAUCAAACGCAGGCUCACCAGAAAGCUUAGCCAAAGGCCUACAGUGGCAGAGCUGCAGGCCAGGAAGAUCCUGAGGUUUAACGAGUAUGUGGAAGUAACAGAUGCUCAAGACUACGACCGGAGAGCAGAUAAGCCGUGGACAAAGCUUACACCUGCUGACAAGGCUGCCAUCCGGAAGGAGCUAAACGAGUUUAAGAGCUGUGAAAUGGAAGUCCAUGAGGAGAGCAAGCAGUUCACACGGUACCACCGACCAUAAUCUUCCAAGAGGGAACAAGAGACCCAAGAGGACUGGAAGUUCUCUGCAUCCCUCUCCUGGGCAAUACAGCGAGGGCAGAACCUCGACUCUUCCAAGAUUUGCCUUCAAAACGAAUCCAGAAAAGGGCUUUCAGCCGGGAAGGGGGAUCCAGGCUGAAUGUAGCAUUUCACUGGAACAGACACGUCUCGAGUGCCAUCAGGCUGGAAGCGAACACUAUACCUCGUGCAGCUCAGCAAUACGCCUCUCUUCUGGCUCCAGCAUCCCUGCCAGACCGUGCACACACGAGCAAACAGUUCCUUCCCCAGCUCCCUUCCUGUGGUGCCAGGCCCAGCUCUCAGCUGCACGUGCUCCUUUUAGGAGCGACCCCUUUGCGUCCUCCUCCUUAGCAAGAGGAGAAAAACCAGCUCUGGUGCUGGAGAGCUGAGGAAUGGAGAUGUGCUAGGAGACACGUGUGUGUAUUUGCUGUGUGCAGACAACUGACAUCAGACUCGCUGUUUUUGGCUUUGCUUACGUCUGUUGUUAUCUUUCAUGUCCUGAAUCACUACUGACCAACGGUUUGUUGUCCUGGAAGGGAAUUGUAUAGAUAUUAACAUAUGCUGUCGUUUUUUUUUUUUUUUUUUU
Messenger RNA from Meleagris gallopavo (turkey), 2534 nucleotides. RefSeq names its product phosphatase and actin regulator 4 (gene PHACTR4). Gene Ontology annotation, biological process: neural crest cell migration; actin cytoskeleton organization. The record is from RefSeq and is a predicted model, not a curated record. Gene Ontology annotation, molecular function: actin binding. Lineage: Eukaryota; Metazoa; Chordata; Aves; Galliformes; Phasianidae.